ACACACAAAACGCCACUCGCACAAAAGUUUACCCAUUCAAAACGCAACCCCGAACAAUCUCUGCCCAAUCGAAUUCCUGUCCAAAUAAAAUUACAUUAAAUUCCCCCAGCUAGCAAAUCAAAAGAAAUCUUUUUAAUCAAUUUCUUUGCACCUUCACCUUCCAAAAGAAAAAAAGAAAUAAAUAUCUGCACUCCUCAUCCAAUCCAAAAUUCAAGUUUCCUUGUCUUCUUCUUAUUAUUUUUCAUUCCCUUGACCUUUCUAUAUUCUUUUGUCCAGUUUUUAUCUUUUGUUUGCAUUCUUCACCAACUUCCUACUCUUUCCUCCGUGCACGUUAUAUAAAUUUAUCAAAAACCCAAUUUCUAGUAUUUGAAAGCACAUACUUGGUGUAGUUGAAAUCGUAUAAAAUUAAAAUCCCAGAUCUGAAAUUUCCCAUGUUUUAGUUUCUGAGGAUUUAAAGUUCUAUUUUUUGCAGCUCCUUUUCUGGGAUUGAUCAGGCCUGUACGGAUGAAGGUUUGGUUUUUAGUUCUUGGGAUUUUUCUAUUUUUUUAGUAGUUUAUUCGUCGAUUAUUUGAUGAUUGGAUAUUAUAUAUACACACACGCAUGGAGUGGUUUUUGAUCACAAUGCUUAUGGUUUAGAGAGAUAAGAAUGUUAUGUGCAUGUUGGUUGUGUAAUUGGAUUUGUGUGUGAACUAUUGGAGUUGGUGUUUUUCUGUGAAGUUUUAGAAUUGGGUGUGUAUUUUAUUGCUGGGUGUGUGAGAAAGUUGGUGUCUUUUGGAGGUUAGAGAGAGAGUUUUUGUUUAGAAAUGGAUGCCGGGGCAUGUGAUUUGCAGGAUAGGAGGGAGGUGUUGGGUGGAGUUGAUCAAAAGGGGAGUGAAAAGUCGAAAUGUUCUGUUGUUUGGUCGGUUGUCGAGACUGUUAUUGUGAUUGAAUCCGAAGAGGAUGUUCGUGUCACCGGAAAAAAUGAAGAUUUGGAAGCAUUGGGGAGUGAGUUGGGGUCUGAUAAAGCAGAGGUAGAAGGGCUUGAGAAGCCGAAUGAUAAGGAGGCAUGCGGCCAGCGUGGUAGUGAUGAGGUACCUAGUCAAGUUGAGCAAGGAGCUAAUAAGAAUUCGAACAGUUCGGUUGAUGGGAAUGUAUCUGAGACCGUGGUUGUCAUUAAUUCAAGUGAGUCUACGAGUGCAGUUGGAGAUAACAGAAGAUUGGUUCCGAAGGUUGAGGAAUUAGGGUCGAGUAAGGUAUUAAUGGAAGAGUCAAAGAAGAAGGUGCCUCAAGCAGAAAAGGAUUCAUAUGUGAUUGAUAUGAAGUGUGGGAGUGGUAAAGGGUUUGGUAAUAAAUGGGACGGGGAAAGGGUCUGUAGGAUUUGCCAUCUAAAUUCUGAUAUCUCACCGCCGAGAAAAAUGGGAACUGCUAAUAGUUCUAUCACAGCAGAUUUAAUUCAACUCGGUUGUGGGUGUAAAGAUGAGCUUGGCGUUGCUCAUGGUCAUUGUGCCGAAGCAUGGUUUAGGGUAAAAGGAAACAGGACGUGUGAAAUAUGUGGAGAGACCGCGCAAAACAUUACUGGUCAUGGGAAUAACAGAUUUAUGGAGGAGUGGCAUGAAGCAACGCUUGCUGAUAUCGGUAAUAACUCAUCGGAGAGGAAUGUAUCCUGUUGGCGGGGCCAACCAUUUUGCAACUUCAUAAUAGCAUGUUUGGUGAUAGCUUUUGUACUUCCAUGGUUUUUUCGUGUGAAUCUGUUCUAGGCUCCAGCAAACGGAUGUGAAUAAAAUCUCAAGCUUCUUCUGUUGCAUUAUGUUUCAAGGCUGCAUGUGCAGCGUGCAUCACGUGGAGUAUUGCGACAUCUUGCCUUAAAUUGGAUUUUUCCGGUCUUCCAUUCACUUGCAAAGCACUCUGUCAAAUUCUGCGUAAGCCCUCUGGCAUAGAUUUUCGCCUUUGUAGCUCAAAAAAAAAAAAGAAAAGAAAAGAAAACGAAAAGCUAGGACAUGAAAUUAGAAAGGGAAAAGGUUUUAAUUCUUUCUUUGUUGUAGACUCCAUUUUUAAGUGAGAAAUUGAAUAGACAUUUCCAUGAAUUCUGCA
Messenger RNA from Pyrus x bretschneideri (Chinese white pear), 2070 nucleotides. RefSeq lists its product as uncharacterized. The record is from RefSeq and is a predicted model, not a curated record. Gene Ontology annotation, molecular function: zinc ion binding. The transcript is spliced from 2 exons. Lineage: Eukaryota; Viridiplantae; Streptophyta; Magnoliopsida; Rosales; Rosaceae. Bases 804 to 1736 code for a protein of 310 amino acids.